GUAGUAGAGGAAAAAUACAUAGUAAUGUCAUAGUGACCAAUUUGAUGAUGUUUCAAUAUCACGUGUACACAUUCAGUAAGAAACUUCGGAGCAAAGUGCACGUGCCAGCGAAGUACAGUGGAAAUAUCACGAUAAAUGUAGAGAGAAAAGCUAGAAAUAUGUUGAUCAAUAGGAAAACGUUUUUUAUAAGUCUGUUGGUAUUAAUAGCUAACAGUGAAGGUUUACGGGUUUUGGUCUUCUUUCCAAUGAUGUCAAAAAGUCAUAGUAUUUUAGGACAAGGCGUCGUUAGCCGUUUACUAGAAGCUGGACAUGAGGUGGUUCACAUUACUUCAUAUCCUCGAAGUAAGCCAGAGCCGAGGUUGAGGGAACUCAAUGUUAGUACUAUUGGGGAAAGGCUUCGUGACGAAAUGAAAAACAGUGCUUCAGAUAACCCAUUCGCACUGAGAAACUUGGUCGGCAAAGGCAACGUUGGUGAUUCCGUUUUAUUUUUAUACUUUACAUACGAUCUUCAUCGAAGAGUCCUCGAAGAUAAGCUUGUUGUGGAUCUAUUGAGUGAUACCAACGAACAUUUCGAUGCUGUUGUUAUUGAAUGGUUCUUCAAUGACGUUGUGGCUGGAAUAGCACCCCUUUUCAAAUGUCCGCUUAUUUGGUUUGGAUCAACAGAAGCGCAUUGGCAAGUUUUACAAAUAAUGGAUGAAAUUCCUAAUCCUUCUUACAAUGUUGAUAUUUUUUCGAAAAGCCGAUCUCCACUUACAUUUUGGGAGAGGAUUAUGGAAUUAUGGAUGAUCUUCAAAAAGUCAAUGAUGAUGAACUUAGUUGUGGUUCCUUUCGAAAGGUUAUUAUACAAUCGUGUCUUUCCAUCGAUUGCCUCAAAGAGGGGCGUCACAGUACCUUCAUACGAUGAAGCAAUUUACAAUGGAUCAUUUUUAUUCCUGAACUCACAUCCAUCAAUCGGCACACCAUUUAAACUACCACAAAAUGCUAAAUAUAUUGCCGGUUACCAUAUUAACAAAGAAGUGAAUCCAUUACCAAAGGAUCUGCAAAUAUUAAUGGAUAGUGCAAAACACGGUGUAAUUUACUUCAGCAUGGGAUCUAAUUUACAAAGUUCUGAUAUGUCUGAAGCAAUGAAAGAUUCAUUGCUCAAAGUGUUUGGCCAACUCAAACAGACUAUCAUAUGGAAAUUCGAACAGGAUUUGCCAAAUGUUCCCUCGAAUGUUCAUCUUGUUAAAUGGGCACCUCAAGCAAGUAUUCUUUCACAUCCAAAUCUAAAGGUGUUCAUAACACAUGGUGGACAACUGUCGACAACAGAGGCUAUUCACUUUGCUGUGCCAGUUGUGGGUAUUCCUGUAAUGGCAGACCAACAUGUUAAUAUGAGAUCAGUUGAAUUGAAGGGUUCAGGACUUGUAGUCACUCUCGCUGAAGAUAUGGCUCCUAAAGUUAAAAUCGCUGUUGAAGAAAUACUUCAAAAUCCAUAUCACAAGAAAAAUGCCAAAGAGGGAUCAGAAAUAUUCCACGACCGAAUUCUUCCUCCAGGAGAAGAAUUGGUCCAUUGGGUGGAAUACGUGGUACGUACGCGAGGUGCCAGUCAUCUUCGUUCACCAGCACUCGGCGUGCCUCUGUACCAAAAGUUAUAUCUAGAUUUUAUCAUUGUACUUAUCACAAUAGUGUAUUUAAUGGUUAAAUUUAUUAAUGUACUUAGAAGAAAGUGUUCAGAUUACAAAUCGAAAAAAUUAAAAAAGAAUUAGUUUUAAAAU
Molecule: messenger RNA, 1754 nt
Organism: Papilio machaon (common yellow swallowtail)
Lineage: Eukaryota; Metazoa; Arthropoda; Insecta; Lepidoptera; Papilionidae
Product: UDP-glucosyltransferase 2
Exons: 9
Coding region: 45-1745 (566 amino acids)
Molecular function (GO): UDP-glycosyltransferase activity
Source: RefSeq, a predicted model, not a curated record